Saccostrea echinata is the source of this 2415-nucleotide messenger RNA. RefSeq names its product ribonuclease Oy-like. Gene Ontology annotation, molecular function: RNA binding; ribonuclease T2 activity. NCBI's taxonomy places the organism in Eukaryota, Metazoa, Mollusca, Bivalvia, Ostreida, Ostreidae. The transcript is spliced from 9 exons. The record is from RefSeq and is a predicted model, not a curated record. Gene Ontology annotation, biological process: RNA catabolic process. Bases 22 to 753 code for a protein of 243 amino acids. Gene Ontology annotation, cellular component: extracellular region.
UUCAUUCCCUGAACAGUCAAAAUGAAGAUGAAGAAACUAAUUGCUCAGUGUAUUUGUAUAUUUGGCAUCAUUUCGACAGUGUACACUGGGGAGAAGGAAUGGGAUUCUUUUGUAUUAACGUUAACAUGGCCAGUCACGAUGUGUAAAUUUUGUAAUUUGGCUAACAAGAAGUGUGUUGUUCCUGCAAAGAUAUGGGAAAUCCAUGGGCUUUGGCCUGGUUACAGUAAUGGUGAUUGUGCUCCACGAAAUUGCAGCAUAUCUCACCCAUUCAACAAAGAUGAAAUAAAGGAUUUAUUAGACCAACUGAACAAAUACUGGCCAAAUCAGCUGCCUAAGAGACCUCAGUAUGAUUUCUGGGCACACGAAUGGGAAGCCCAUGGUAGAUGUGCAACAAUCGUGAAAGACACCGGAACUGAACUAAAGUAUUUUAACAAAACUCUUGACCUUCGCUUGAUUAAUGAUGUUGGCAGUAUAUUAUCAUCAGCUGGUAUCAGUCCUGGAAAAUCGUACGAGCUGACUGCGGUGGAAGGUGCUUUGAAGAGGGGUACAGGGGGCCAGCCACUCGUUCUGUGUGGAAAUGUAGAGAAUAAGACAUGGAUUUCGGAAAUACUUAUUUGUAUGAACAAAUCUUUCAAAGUCACAGACUGCCCACAACCAAACUGUAGACCUAAAUCAAGAAAAAAAACCUUACCACCUGAUGAUCCAUGCGAAGAGAUGGUGUUUUACCCCGAGAGCGAAAAAGAACUAUACUAAUUAUAUUUGUUAUUCAAGGUCAGACGACACGUUCCUCAAUUAUAUUGAAUUUUUCCUGAGAAUUUGUCAUUGAAGUAUUGCUACUUUAACAAGUUUUCUCACAAAAAAUUGAGGUACCUUACCAGGCAUUUGUGCAUGAUACCAGAGAGUGGUGUUUCCUAUAUAAUCCUAUUAGAAAUAAUUUGAAUUGUCAAUAUUAUAAUUUGUAUGGUAUUCAUUUCUAAAACAUUUUUAAAAAAGUUUGGAAAUCAUAAGAUAAUGUAAAUAUUAUGAAUAUUCUUAUACAUUACGAAGAGAAACAAAACAGAUGUAUUUGAAGAACGUGUCGUCAGACCUUAAAAUUCUUAAGUCAAGUAUAAUUCAUUUUUUAUGCCCCCGCCGUGAAAUGGCCUGGGCAUGUAGUGUUACCCCAUUCGUCAGUUAAAAUAAGUUUUCCGGACUUUUUGGGCUAUGAUUGUAGAUAAUGAGCUGAUCUUUUGUAUGUAACUUAAUAUUGAUGACCUACAGAUCAAGCUCGAGUUUCGUCUAAUUUUAACUAAAGUGGCUCUUUAAGAUCCAUCUAAAGCUCUUAGACUUUGAGAAUUUCUUUUUAAAAAAUCACUGUUUUCCGGAAUUAUUUUGCUGUGCUUGUAGAUGAUAAGCUGAUUUUUGGUAAGUUACUUCAUAUUGAUGAAACACAGAUCAAGUUCGAGUUUCUUCUAAAUCGAUUUAUUUUUAUAAAAUUAUGACCCUUAGACUUUAAAAAUUUCUAACAAUCAAACUGUUUUCCGGACUUUUUUUUUGCUUAUGAGCUGAUUUUUAUUGUUAUUUGAUAUUGCUGACUUUCAGAUCAAGUAUGAGUUUCGUGUUAAUUGAUUUUUUUUACGAAAGUUAUGGCCUUUGGAAAUAUCUUGUAAUUCACUGUGUUCUGAACUUUCUUUACUCUGCUUGAAGAUAAUGAGUUAAAUUUUGGUAUGUCUCUUGAUAUGGUUGGCUUACAGAAUAAGUUUGAGUUUCGUUUUAAUUGACCCAUUUUUACGAAAAUUAUGACCAUUAGAAUUUGAAAAUUACCAAUAAUUCACUGCUUUCAGGACUUUUUUCUGUUCUUUUGAUAUAGAGCUGAUAUUUGGUAUAUGUAAUGUUGUAAUGAUUGAGUUAUAAUACUGACUUUCAAAAUUCCUGAUCAUUAACUGUUUUUUUCACAUUUUGUUGGCUAUGUUUGUAGAUAAUGAACUAUGGUUUGUCUCUUUGUAUUGAUGACUUGCAGAUCGAAUGCAAGUUUCAUGUUAAUUGUCUCAUUUUAACGAAAGCUAUGAUCCUUUAAAUUUCUAAUUAUUCACCGAUUUUGGACUUUUAAUUAUUUUGCUUGUAAGUAAUUACAAUUUCAUGCAUCUUAAGUAUGUUGUGGUAUAGACACCUUAUUCCAGAAAACAAAAGCAGCAGUAUAUUUUAUUUUUGUGCCAUUUCCAUCUAUUCUUAUUUUCACAUUCUUGGUCUUUCACGUAUUCAAAAUUUGCAUGUCAGCGGGGGCAUUCGUGUCACCCUGAAACAUCAAGUCUUUAUUUUUUGUGAUAUCAAAUAAUCUUAGUGAUCUAUUCUAGAUUCAAAAUGGUGAAAAGCUUUUAUUUUCAAACACGACAGUUACAAGUUAUGUAGUGCUUUGAAUAAAAAGAUUGAAAUAGA